CUUAUCUACGAAAGUAUGCGGUCCAAACCCCAUUGCCCCCAAGAUAACUUUUUUCUCAAAGCACCACACAAAAGAAAAGAAAAAACUCUAGGAAAAUCUGCAAAUCAUUACAGCCCAAAAUCUACAAAUUGGAACGACCAUGGCUGCAGCAACUUUCUCCUACAUGGCUCUAACAGAAGUCUCCAUAUUAGGCCUGACAGGCUGGGGCAAAAUCAACCUAAAAAAGACAAGAACGCUAUCCGUAUCAGCUCAACAACAAGAAGGAACCCAGGUUCAAGAACCAGAGCAACAGAAAGUCGAAGAAGAUCAGGAGGGAAAGAAGCGAAAAGAGCUGAGGCCAGUGGAGGUGCAGCGGAACGUGAAGAGCAAGAGCAUGGGGAGAGAGUACGGAGGGCAGUGGCUGAGCAGCACCACCCGCCACAUCAGGAUUUACGCGGCCUAUAUCGAUCCCGUCACCUUCGAAUUCGAUCAGUCCCAGAUGGAUAAGCUCACCCUCAUUCUUGAUCCGGGCAACGAGUUCGAGUGGAACACCGAGACUUGCAACAUGGUCUAUUCUUACUUCCAGGAGCUUGUUGAUCACUAUGAGGGUGCCCCGCUGACAGAGUACACACUCCGUUUGAUCGGCUCGGAUUUAGAGCAUUAUAUAGGGAAGCUUCUAUACGAUGGGACAAUCAAGUACAACAUGAAUUGCAGAGUCCUCAACUUCAGCAUGGGAAAGCCACGGAUUGGAUUUAGUUAUAGUGAGGGUGAAGUUCAAGAUGUAAAUCAAUAAGUACGCAAAUAAUACCAAACAAGUUUGGAUUUUAAAACAUAUCUGACGGAUGUUAAUACACUUUCAUAGAUAUCAAUACACUUUUCUUGGA
Messenger RNA from Rhododendron vialii, 863 nucleotides. Its product is annotated as NAD(P)H-quinone oxidoreductase subunit M, chloroplastic. Gene Ontology annotation, molecular function: oxidoreductase activity, acting on NAD(P)H, quinone or similar compound as acceptor. Lineage: Eukaryota; Viridiplantae; Streptophyta; Magnoliopsida; Ericales; Ericaceae. The coding region runs from base 140 to 772 and encodes 210 amino acids. The transcript has 2 exons. The record is from RefSeq and is a predicted model, not a curated record.